Messenger RNA from Saccostrea echinata, 4500 nucleotides. RefSeq names its product protein O-mannosyl-transferase TMTC2-like. The record is from RefSeq and is a predicted model, not a curated record. Gene Ontology annotation, cellular component: endoplasmic reticulum membrane. The coding region runs from base 81 to 2645 and encodes 854 amino acids. Gene Ontology annotation, biological process: protein O-linked glycosylation via mannose. The transcript has 12 exons. Gene Ontology annotation, molecular function: protein binding; mannosyltransferase activity. Lineage: Eukaryota; Metazoa; Mollusca; Bivalvia; Ostreida; Ostreidae.
AGCAUGCGCGGACGGGUUAAACUUACACUACCGGCUCGGCAACUUCAGUCAGUCAGUGAAAGCGAUGGAAAGGUGUAAACAUGGACCUCGCGGUUCUUAUUUCCAGUGCAGUGUCGUUCGUCUUAUACCUGAAUUCCCUGGAUGCUGAUUUUGCUUAUGACGACAGUCGUGCCAUAAAAAAGAACCAGGACUUGUUGCCAGAGACUCCACUUAUUAACUUGUUCUACGAUGAUUUCUGGGGAACCCCGCUCACCCACAGUGGAUCUCACAAGUCGUACAGACCACUAUGUGUUCUUUCCUUCAGACUAAAUUAUUACCUUGGAGAAUUCAGUCCCUGGGGUUACCACCUCGGAAAUAUUCUACUCCAUGUCAUAGUUACAGCAGUUUUCACAAAAUUAGCAAGAAUUUUUCUGCGGGAUGAUUUUCCAACAUUCGCUGCAGGAUUGCUAUUUGCGGCACAUCCUGUCCACACUGAAGCCGUAGCAGGAAUUGUAGGACGGGCCGAUGUUGGGGCCUGUCUGUUUUUCCUCCUUUCCUUGUUAUGUUAUAUACAGUAUGUGAAAUAUAGAGAACAUGUGACAGAGAGUGGUCCCCCCUUUUGGGGGCUGAUGUACAUUGUAGGUACAGCCAUAUUUACAACAGCGAGCAUGCUCACAAAAGAACAGGGGGUCACUGUCAUUGCUGUAUGUGCUACAUAUGACUUGUUUGUUCACAACAAAGUUCAAAUUGCAGACAUUCUUUCAUUUCGAUGGUUGGGAAACAGAAAGAUUAGAGAGGGAAUCCUAUAUCUAGCUGUGAUAGGAAUUCUCCUGGUGGCAUUCCGAAUCAUGUUCAUGGGAAAUAAACCCCCGGAGUUUGCACCCUCCGAUAAUCCUGCUGCAGAUUCUGACUCCAUAGUUACGCGAUUUCUUACAUACAUUUUACUUCCGGUGUACAACAUGUGGAUCCUGUUGUGUCCACGAGUGCUCAGUUUUGAUUGGUCCAUGGAUGCAAUUCCAUUGGUCGAGUCCAUUGGAGAUAUACGCAAUGUAUUUUCUAUUGUAUUUUACGCAAUUUUAUUUUAUGUUUCUUCAAAUUUAUUGACUUAUUUACACAAAACCAGUCAGUUUAGUAGUCAAACAUCUCCACUGGUGAAACCACAUCUGAAUGGUAAUGGUGUGUCACAUCACGGGAACCAUAGCAGUCAAAAAAAUAGUCAUAAUGGCAAACGUCAUAAACAUUCCCGGCGAGGAUCCAACAGUUCAACAGGCAGUGAGGAGGAUCCAGUGGAGGGGGGAUCCACAAUCUACAAGUCUCAAGACAUCUUAAUUAUCUCAUUAUCUCUGAUGGUAUUUCCUUUCAUUCCAGCAACAAAUUUAUUCUUCUAUGUUGGAUUUGUGAUUGCAGAGCGAGUGCUUUAUAUUCCUAGUAUGGGAUUUUGUCUUCUAGUGGCUCAUGGUGCUAAUAGUUUAUAUAAAAAAUACAAAAGUGACGAAGUGAAGAAGAAGUGCAUUCUGGGAAGUGUAGGACUUCUGUUGUUAAUGCUUUCUGGCAGGACGUUUCUCCGAAACAGAGUUUGGCAAUCCGAGGAGAACUUGUACAGUUCUGGACUGUCUACCAACCCCGCUAAAGCUUGGGGUAACCUGGCCAAUGUCUGGAAUCAACAGGGAAAGAAGAUGGAGGCAGAACAGGCAUAUAGGAAUGCCCUCAAACACCGGGGCAAUAUGGCCGACACACACUACAAUCUAGGCAUCUUGCUCCAGGAUCAGAAGCGGAUGGAAGCUGCGGUAGAAAGCUACAAGAGAGCUAUUCAGUACAGACCUAAAUUGUCAAUGGCCCAUCUGAAUUUGGCCAUUAUCUAUGCUGGUCAGGGAAAAUAUGCUGAGGCAGAAAAGAUUUACCGCCACUGUGCUGACCUUGACACCUCUGGCCUUAAGGAUCCACGUCUCCAUGAGAACACGAAGAUCUCAGCCCUUUAUAACUUGGGCAGAAUGUUAGCUGAGCAGGAGAGGAACAAGGAAGCUAUAGAGGUGUACAGGGAGGCUCUAAAGAGGAGACCCAGCUACUACGCUCCUCAGUCUAUUUAUAACAUGCUAGGUGAGGUAUAUAUGAAGAUAGGUCAGAUAGAUGAAGCUGAGAAAUGGUACAAAGAGGCCUUGAAGGCCAAGGCUGACCAUGUGCCAGCCCACCUGACCAUGGCCAAACUCCUCCAUAAAAAGAACCAGAUAAAGGAAGCUGAGCAGUGGUUUAAGAAAGCCAAACAACUGGACCCUGACGAUACAAUGGUGGACCAUCAUUACGCCCAGUUCCUGGGAGAAACAGGGAGGCUUAAAGAAUCUUCCACCAUGUACAGACAAGCCAUCCAGAAGUCUCCAAACGACUUUGAACUCAUCUUCAAUGCAGCAAACAUUCUCAGACAAGAUGGUGAUAAUGAGGCAUCUGAGAAACUCUAUGAAAAGGCUGUACUGCUCAAGCCAAAUGUAGCAACAGCUCAUAUGAAUUUAGGAGCCAUGUAUCAUCUCAAUGGAAAGCUUGAAAAGGCAGAGCAGAGUUAUCUGGAAGCUCUAAAACUCAAACCUACUGACAUAACCACACAACAGAAUCUCCAAAAACUACGCAACCUAAUGCAGAGUAAUGGCCGACAGCGACAAACUGGCAAACGAUGAGGGAGAAUAAAGAGGAUGUGCAGCCACAAUUUGUCUAAAUUUGAAAGAAAUAUGGAUUUAGUUGUUACAGUUGUAGAAAACUCAAAAGGAACGAGAUUAAUAUACUUAUGAACAAGGAGGUUAACAAAUGAUUAAAAAGAAAUUUUCUAUGAUACACUUACUAGUAUUUUUUUCAGUGAAAAUGAAAUUUCUGUUGUUAUAGCUUUGGCUUAACUUUUAUACAUAUGCUCUAGAAAUUUAUGUUUAGGGAAAUGUAAAAAAAAAAAGGGGGGGUGGGUGUUCAACAAUUAGCAUACAAUGACCAAAAAUAAUUAUCAUAGCUUUACAUCUAGGAGUUUUUCUAUUAUAUCCAGCAGAUUUUCCUUUGUUGUUUACACAUUAUGAACAAUUUUUUCUUACUACAGCUUUCUUUUCAUUGCAAUAGUGCCUUCAAAAGCACAUAUCACUUCUCUACAAAUUUAUUUUCUACCAACAUAUUUAAUUUUAAUGUUUAUGUACAUAUACAUUUAAAUUGAGAAAAUAUGUUAAAAUUCACACAGUAAUUUACUGAUUCAUUAAAUAUGAGUGUAAAAUUUACCAAGGUAGUGAUUAACAAACACAGUAAGAAUCAGUGAGGUUUACUGAUUUUUACAAGGAGGCAAUAAAUCCUGCUAAAGUUGAAUUUUACAGUUGUUAACAACAUUUGGAUACUCAGAUUCUCUUUUAAUGCUUUAUUUUUUUUUUCAUGCUUUAAAGUCUGUUUGUUAUUAAUAUACAUUCUGUUGGGCAAAUAUUUACAAAGUCUGCAUCAAUUUAUUGAUUUCAAAUGAAGCUUACAUUUGAAGACUUGCUGACAUCAGCAACUGAAGGCAGUCCACAUAUCUGUGCUUUAUAUAUCUUUCCUUUUUCUUUCUUUUGUAAUAUAUUUGUUUCUGAGCAAUACCAAGGGAGAUAAUGUAGAGUACAAGGGGAGACUACUUGUAUAAUCAUGUUCUAGUCCUGUAGGGGGUCCCAGGUGAACCAAUGGCAGACCUGGAACAGUUCUCAUUCAUUGUUCAUUGACCAAUGGCAUAGCUGGAACAGUUCUUAUUCAUUGUUAAUUGACCAAUGGCAGAGCUGGAACAGUUCUCAUUCGUUGUUCAUUGUCCAUUGCUUCAAAAGCAUGUGUUAUUGAAUGUAUUUAAGUUGAAUGUACUUCAUUGUAAAACUUUAAUGAAUUAUCAUGAUUAUUUUUCAUUGGGGGAGUUGUUAAGGUGUUUUCACUGUCAAGACAGUGUGUGUGUAAAUGUUUAUGAGCUUUGUUAUUCCAAAAUGCUACAUGUAUUUAGUGUGCAAUGAUAUUAGCAUCCAUUCUACAAGUUCAAAAUCCUUAUAAGAUCUCUAGAUUAGUGAGGGGGGAAUUGAUAAGAUUUUUUUUGCCUUGUCUAGCAAUAUUUUAUAUCAUUAUGCUUGAAUUAGAUGACAUUUUAUGUUUGUGAUAUACAAUAUAUUUGAAGAUGUUUAAAAUCUAAGACAGAAUUAAUUAAGGUGCUUUAUCUGUCUGACCUGUGAGAAUGUACUGAAAUCUAGCUGUCUGAAUGUUCUCAACUUAGUGUACAAAUUUUGAACAAUCAUAUCAAAGGAUUAUAAAAUCUACAGAUCUCUCGAUGGCCUGAGUGAGAAUGUAAUGUGAUAUAUGACAUUCCUUAGUAAAAUACUGAAAAUACUGCAUGUCAUGUUUUGAAAGGCGAUUGUAAACAAUUUAAUGUAGGUUAUAACUCUGUUACUUUUUCUUUUUAGAGAACUACUCAUAUUUUUUUCUGUUAGUAUAUUUUUUAAUUUGUUGAUGCUCUGUAAUGUAAUGUUAUUAAAGAUGCAAUAAAACACUAAAAUCAUA